AUGUCGGUCAUGGCUCCUGCAAGAGACGACAGAAGUAUAGAACCUUCGCAAGCGAUAGAUAGUAUGACCGGCACAUCCAUCUCUGAAUUUGCCGGGCUUCCAGCCAUGCUUACUGUGUCUUCCUGUGUCGCAACUCGCUUGACGAUGGGGCCACUGCCCAUGUAG
This is a messenger RNA of Colletotrichum paranaense, 165 nucleotides long. RefSeq lists its product as uncharacterized. The record is from RefSeq and is a predicted model, not a curated record. The coding region runs from base 1 to 165 and encodes 54 amino acids. The transcript has a single exon. NCBI's taxonomy places the organism in Eukaryota, Fungi, Ascomycota, Sordariomycetes, Glomerellales, Glomerellaceae.